CUCUCUGAACAAACAGCAGCACAGAAACUGUAGCCUACUUCACAGUAUCCAUGUAGUACAUUCUGCCACUUCCUUAAAAGUAGGACGGCUGAGUUCAGGUGUGUCCUGGAUUACUACUGCACCAAAACUUCAUCUGGCGUUCAUCUGCUGACCUCCUAAAAACACAAAAAUCUGAGUUCUGUUUGACUUUUGGCAACUUUGGCCCAUUUUUCAUCCUUUUAUGAAGAUAAAAUGCUGAAAAGGAUUUUUCUAGUCAUCUGUUUUCUUGUCAUCUGUUUGCCAUCUGCUCUGGCAGCACAGCUCUGUAUACCAAAUGCUCCUGAAGCCUGCCAGGUUCGACUCAGCAUCAAAACUGCUCUGGGAGAAAAAGCUUAUGAGUGGAACGAACAUGAAAAGUUCCUGUUUCGAGCAGCUAUGGCUUUUGCCAUGAGAAAACACAAGGAGCAAGAGUUUAGCUUGUCAGACAUUAUUUUGUGUAACGAGACAGUCCGGGUGUCCUUUUGGUUUGUGGUGACGUCACCGCUCAACCCGUCGGUUCUUGUUGAGAGAAAAGACAUAGAGAAGGCUGUGAGUAAAUUCAGACAUCGUAUUAACGGAGCAUUCCUGCUAUCUGACACCACCCUGGAGUUUGUGAACAUCUAUCCCACCCUGGCAGCACCUGUGGUGCCCGACACCCCUCCGUGGCUCAUCGUGUUUGGGGUGGUAAUCGGUCUGAUUGGUGCUGGCAUCGUCUUCCUGCUCACGUCCACCAUUGUCCAGAAGAGACGGAAAAAACAACAGAAAGCAGAAGAAGGGGAUGAAGACAUUGAGGAACUGGAGGCGAAAACAGUCGAAAACGGCUCCACAAGUGAGGGUGUUUAUAACACAACAUUCUCAGAUGACGAUCGAUUCACACAAAUGUAAAAUAUCUGCCUAUAAAAAGUCUUCCAUGUAAAAAUUAAGAUGGUAAAUGUUUUUUAUUAACCGACUUUGUGUGGAAAUGAUUGCACAACGUUUAACGUCUAUUAAAAUGAUUGUAGUAUUGUGUUUGUAUGAUUAUCAUGAUUUUAUUUUUUUCUUAAUUGCAAAGUAAACACCUUCUUUACCUGACAGAUAAAUCAAGGUUUAUUGUUGUUUUAUACCAGUCCUUUUGUUUGUCAAAACAUGUCUGAUUUUCUGUGUUGACAUCUCAUGAAUUAAAGAUUUUUAUGACAGAA
Molecule: messenger RNA, 1196 nt
Organism: Nothobranchius furzeri (turquoise killifish)
Lineage: Eukaryota; Metazoa; Chordata; Actinopteri; Cyprinodontiformes; Nothobranchiidae
Product: collectrin
Biological process (GO): positive regulation of amino acid transport
Cellular component (GO): plasma membrane; extracellular exosome
Source: RefSeq, a predicted model, not a curated record